UUCGCUAGCCCUUCCUUAAAGGUUCUAGCUUUGACACCACAUUUGCCAUUAACUCCCUAGUUGGGCCUCUACUUACGGAAGGAUGGCCAACACGACAAAGUGAACGACCUGUCGGUUAGGCUUCGAAGGGUUUUUGCUCUUUUUUGGUUUUCGAAGCUUGAUAGACAGAAACCCUCCAGAUAAUUUGCAGCCCAAAACUAGGAAAACCCGAAGUUGAACAGUGAACACAGAAGACACAAACUUCGUUGUAUCUUUUGCUCUGUUCUUUCUCAGUUUCAUCAAACAGGGGAAAGAUUAUGUCAAGGUCUAGACUUUCAAGAAUUGGAGUUGGGAUAGUUAAAGAGCUUUCAAGAGAACAAUGUACAGCCUUGUGUGGAAAAUCAUUUAUACGAAGGCCUUAUAGUGCAUGUUGGCGAUCUCAGGUCGAAUUACACCCAGAAUCUAAGGGGCACCAGGGUAGUAUAUUUCAAAAGCAUCAUCAGUUUUCUAGCACAGCUACCAGUAGAGAUUCUGCAGAUGGGAGUGACCCGAACGAGAUGAUAUCUGUAACAUUUGUAGAUAAGGAUGGGGAGGAAAAGGAUAUCAAGGUCCCAGUUGGAAUGUCCAUGUUAGAAGCUGCUCAAGAAAAUGAUAUAGAACUUGAAGGAGCAUGUGAAGGGUCACUUGCCUGUUCGACAUGUCAUGUGAUUGUGACGGACAUGGAAUACUACAACAAAUUAGAAGACCCAACCGAUGAGGAGAAUGACAUGUUGGAUUUGGCCUUUGGGCUUACAGAAACUUCUCGCCUGGGCUGUCAAGUGAUCGCAAAGCCUGAGCUCAAUGGAAUGCACUUAGCUCUUCCUGCUGCCACUCGUAAUUUUGCCGUUGAUGGGUAUGUUCCAAAACCACACUAGACAUGUUUUGGUACCAGAAUGUGUUUGUUGAGUGUAAAAAAAUGCAAUCUUCACAGUUUUGUAGCUCCUUUACUGUAGUGGAUCAAUGAGCAUCUCCAACAUUCGAGUCAUCCCUUUCCAUUGAUUAUUACAUAUCUGUCUCAAUAAUCACUUUCCCCAAGUCUUAAGAGCAUACAGCAUCAAUGUUACCAUUUUCUGGUCAGCUAAGUUGUUGCUAGACCUUGCAAUUUUUAUCAUAUAAUUUAUCUCCAAACUUUGCAGAAUAUGUAAUUCAGUGCAUAAAUUUAUUAUAUAACAUUCUUUCUCAA
Molecule: messenger RNA, 1201 nt
Organism: Populus nigra (black poplar)
Lineage: Eukaryota; Viridiplantae; Streptophyta; Magnoliopsida; Malpighiales; Salicaceae
Product: adrenodoxin-like protein 2, mitochondrial
Exons: 8
Coding region: 297-893 (198 amino acids)
Biological process (GO): P450-containing electron transport chain
Cellular component (GO): mitochondrion
Molecular function (GO): 2 iron, 2 sulfur cluster binding
Source: RefSeq, a predicted model, not a curated record